Molecule: messenger RNA, 609 nt
Organism: Microbotryum saponariae
Lineage: Eukaryota; Fungi; Basidiomycota; Microbotryomycetes; Microbotryales; Microbotryaceae
Source: the annotation of a GenBank genome assembly
AUGGCCGCGGAAAAGAAAUCCCGGACCAGAGUCGCUUCCAUCACCAACAACGCAUCCAGCAUCAAGCUCCCUCCCCUGCCUUCCAGCCUGUCUGCACCGGGUCCUGCCUCGACCCCUCGGAUCGAGCAUGAACCUCCGCCCUUCUCGCUCGACCAGCUCGCGUCCAUGCUGGACCAAGAACAAGACGAUCGUCAUCUCCGGCCCCACAUCAAGAGAAGUGGCUCAUCCAAUUCGGGACUCCGGUGCGACUAUGCUGAAUCAGCCGGCGAGGACGACGUGGACGAGGAGCACGACCAGUCGACGACGGUCGAGGUCGUCAAUUACGAGAUGAUGUACUGGGGCUACGGCUUCGUCAUCACAUGUACCACCUGCUUCAUCCUUGGAACUUGGUCCAUGUUCAUCGCACCCUUUGUGGGGCCAUACAACAACAAAGUUAGUGAUUUCUCGGAUCCGAGGUGCACUCAGCGUUGAUCGGACGGCCUCCCUGUUUAGAUCCUCGACGCCAUGGCCAACGACACGCACUACAAGUACCUCUUUGUGUUGCUCGUCCCCGUCACACUCUACACUGUCAUCAUAAACUGGUGGGGUCUCAAAGUCAGUCGGGUUUAG